Messenger RNA from Drosophila sechellia, 3282 nucleotides. It is a transcript of the gene acj6, whose product is annotated as abnormal chemosensory protein 6. Bases 753 to 1943 code for a protein of 396 amino acids. The record is from RefSeq and is a predicted model, not a curated record. Gene Ontology annotation, biological process: regulation of transcription by RNA polymerase II. The transcript has 10 exons. Gene Ontology annotation, molecular function: RNA polymerase II cis-regulatory region sequence-specific DNA binding; DNA-binding transcription factor activity, RNA polymerase II-specific. Lineage: Eukaryota; Metazoa; Arthropoda; Insecta; Diptera; Drosophilidae.
AGAAUUCUUUAUCACAACACCACGCGCGCUUGUCUAGUUGUGAAAUCUGUGUCCUAUGUCCUGUGCGCUGGCGUUUUUGAAAAUUUCGAAAAAAUAGUUUGUUGAAGGCGUCUGCAAAUAUAAAUACACACAUACACAUAUGCUCAUUUAGCGCGGCGGUACGGUCGAGCGGUACACAAAAAGGCAGAGUAAUACCACGCAAUCAAAUUGCAAGUCCAAGAAACAGGAAACGGAAGUCGGUAUAAAACGCGGGCCAACAGCUCCGCUUCGCAAACGGUAAACAGUUUGAACGCCGACGCCAAACCGUUUAACCCGUUUAGAGUGCGCGUAAUUCGAUUAGCAGUCCAAAAGCCAAGCAAGAAAUAAAUAAAAAAUAGAGAAGAAAAUUACAAAUAAUUAACCGACGGCAUUCGGUAACUACUUGGGCAACAUUUUUUUACUGUGAUUUUUUUCUCAGUUCCGUCGCGUUUCACAAAAAAUUCGCAUUCAAUUGAUGAACUAGCCAACGGCGAAGAGAAUUAAAUACAAGUGCAGUGCAUACCAUCGAUCGAAGAAUCAAAGCCAAUAUAUAAGUAGAAAGAAAUAUAGUUUAGGGCGCAGUUGAGCGGGCCCAGUGCAUUCGAUAUUUGUUGAUGUCCUGCAUGCAGGACACGUGCUAAGGCUGUCACAGUAAGUGCUUCAAAAUUUACUCGCCAACCACUUUCGACGCCUCCAGGGCGUUCAAGCUGGAGGAGGAUUUCGUCGGCGGCUGCAUGACAAUGUCGAUGUACUCGACGACGGAUAAAAUGAAAAUGUCAGCGCCCAGUUGUUUUCCAGGACGCUACAGUCCCUCCUAUCGAAGUUCGGAGCAAAUGCGUCGCUGCAUGCCAAAUCCAUCUAUUCACAUCUCAUCAUCCUGCGAUUCUCUCGAGAGUCGUUUGUUAGAAGAUGCUUCCCUAUUAUGCAAUUCGUGGUCAGCACGUCAGAAUGGUGAUAUCUUCGCGGGCAUCAACGAUGGAAUCCUCAGCAGAGCGGAGGCCCUGGCCGCCGUCGACAUCCAGAAGCACCAAGCCCAGCAUGUACAUAGCCAAAUGCCCUCCCAAAUCAAGCACGACGUCAUGUACCACCAUCACUCCAUGAGUGGGCCUCCCCAGCGUCCGUUGCAGGAAAAUCCUUUUUCUCGACAGAUGCACCACUCGAUGGACCAACUGGACAUGCUGGAUCCGACGGGCUCGAUGACCACACUGGCGCCCAUCUCGGAGUCGCCGCUGACGCCCACACACCAACACCUGCACGGUUCCUAUCACAGCAUGAAUCACAUGAUGAGCCACCACCAUCCGGGCACGUUAAGUGGCCACACGGGGGGACAUCAUGGACACUCGGCGGUACAUCAUCCUGUUAUCACGGCGGCGGUGGCUGCCGCUGGCCUGCAUCCCGACACAGAUACCGAUCCUCGCGAGCUGGAGGCGUUUGCGGAGCGCUUCAAGCAGCGGCGCAUCAAGCUGGGUGUCACGCAGGCGGACGUGGGCAAAGCCCUGGCCAAUCUCAAGUUACCUGGCGUCGGAGCGCUGUCGCAGAGCACGAUCUGUCGAUUCGAGAGCCUGACCCUGUCCCACAACAAUAUGAUCGCCCUCAAGCCCAUCCUGCAGGCGUGGCUCGAGGAGGCCGAGGCGCAGGCGAAAAACAAGCGGCGCGAUCCGGAUGCGCCCAGUGUCCUGCCGGCGGGCGAAAAGAAAAGAAAAAGGACUUCCAUUGCGGCACCUGAAAAGCGUUCUCUGGAAGCCUACUUCGCCGUCCAGCCGAGGCCAUCCGGUGAGAAAAUCGCAGCGAUUGCCGAAAAGCUGGAUUUGAAGAAAAACGUGGUGCGCGUCUGGUUCUGCAAUCAACGUCAAAAACAAAAACGUAUAGUUAGUAGUGUAACACCAUCAAUGACUGGCCACGGUUCGGCGGGAUUUGGAUACUGAUAGUCGUUUAUGACGGCAGCGGCGGCGGUUAACACGGCAGCGGCAGCGGCGGCAGGAGCGGCACAUGCGACAUUGGGAACGGCGGCGGCGGCGGCGGCGGCGACAUCGGCCUGUCUGGGCGACUAUUAUCUGUAGUUCUGUAUCGGCAACUGGUUCUGAACCGAUCCAAACCGAUACCGAUACCGAUACCGAUCCCGAUCCUGGUCCUGCUCCUGAUCCUCGUACAUACAUGUAGUAUUCUUCGCAACGGCAGCAACACCCCCACAACCACCACCUCCACCACCACCAUCACCACCAUCACAACCAUCACAACCACAAGGGCAACCACAACGAUAACGACAACCAUAAUAACCACGACGAUGACCACUUCUCUCUACGUCUUUCACUCAGUAAUCAACCAGCAGCGGCCAGAAAUAAUACUAAUAAUAAUAAAAGCAGCAUUUCACAGAACUAUAACAUUUAUAUACACCUUCUCCUCAACUAUAUAUGUAUAUCCCCCGAUUCUUAAGCCCCCCUCCUACGAUCAAUCAGAAAUAGAGAGAGAGAGCGAGAGAGAAUGAGUGUGAGAGAGAGAGAAAGCUAAACCCCCAACCGAGAGCCCAAAAAUCGAAAUGGAGAACACCCGAGCAUUAUCCAAGUAAACAUCGUUUGCAAAUAACACAACCAAUGAGAAUGCAAAUUGAAUACCAAGAAAUACAAGAAUUUUUUUAGGAACGAAUAAUGAAACAAUGGACCAACAUAUCAAAUGCAAUAAUUUAUUGAAUUGUAUAAGAAAAAAAGGAAGAAAAAAACGAGCAAAAAGCGGUGAACAAAUUGAAAUGAUAAAUCAAUUGAACACGGGCCUUCCCCUCCAAAACGAGAAACCCCAACUGCUACUGCCCAACAACAAGGAUACACAGGACAUCACACGCACACACUGCUACACAACUAAACACACACACACACACACAGACAGACAGACACUCACACACACAGAUACAAAUACAGUGACAGAGAGACACACAAAGACCAAAAGAAUGCCAAGAAAUUGCUUCAAGUGAUCCGAUAAUAAGAAUCUAAGCUUAUAAAUCUAAGGAAAAGGCAAAAUGAAUGUGGACGAGCUGGGGUAGAAGAAAAGGUAGAAGCCAUGGACAACGGCGGCGGCAACAUGAGUUCCAUGUUGCAUGCAGCAUGCAGCCAGCAGCACUAGCAACCACCACCACACUGACAAAACCCUCGCACACAUGCCCCAAAAAACAGAAGCGCUAUGCAUUAGCCACUGUAUAUACGCUAUAUAUACAUACCUAUAUAGGAUUCGAUUGUAAAUACCGCAGCUAUAUAUGCAACACCCACAUCGCCC